UAUCUUCAACUCUUAAAAGAAAAGGAACUGAUCAAUCUUAUAAUUAGCAGACAGACAUAUAUGGAUGAUCAGAAUCAUGAUCACGAUGUGUGUCUCGGGCUCGGGCUCGGCCCGGCCUCCAUGUCCAAAUCGGACAUUAAUCCGAGGAAGAUCAUCAACGACAAGCGCGUGUUGUUCCUCGAAUCGAGCACGACGACGAGAUCGAGCAAAGACGAAGAAGAUACCAAUUCUUCCAUUGAUGGUUGCAGCAGAAAGAAACUAAGGCUUACAAGAGAUCAGACAACCUUAUUAGAAGACAGCUUCAGACGCCACACUACACUCAAUACGGCUCAGAAACAGUCGCUUGCAGAGAAGCUGGAUCUGAAACCGAGACAAGUGGAAGUUUGGUUUCAAAACCGAAGAGCGAGGACGAAAUUGAAGCAGAUAGAGGUGGAGUGCGAGUACCUGAGGAAGAAUUGCGACAGGUUGACGGAAGAGAAUCGGAAAUUGAAGAGAGAGCUGUCGGAGCUCCGGUCGUCGUCGCUGAGAGUAGAGAGUCCUCCGGCCGCCGGCGGCGUUUGUGCAAUGGCACGAGAAAAAUGGGGAAAAUAGGGGCGGCGGCGGAAGAGGCGGCGCAGCCGCCAUGGAAGGUGGUCCUGAGCUCCGAUUUAGGGGGUUAUAAUUUAACCCUAAUACGGCCCCUAAUAAUGAUGAGAAGAAAGCUAAACCCUAUAAAUAUAUAUAUAUUAGGGUUUGUAGGAAGAGGAAAAAUUUAAGUUGGUAUUUUUAUACGUAUACACACACGUACGACUU
This is a messenger RNA of Andrographis paniculata, 792 nucleotides long. RefSeq names its product homeobox-leucine zipper protein HOX17-like. Gene Ontology annotation, biological process: regulation of DNA-templated transcription. The transcript has 3 exons. Bases 61 to 591 code for a protein of 176 amino acids. The record is from RefSeq and is a predicted model, not a curated record. Gene Ontology annotation, molecular function: DNA-binding transcription factor activity, RNA polymerase II-specific; sequence-specific DNA binding. Lineage: Eukaryota; Viridiplantae; Streptophyta; Magnoliopsida; Lamiales; Acanthaceae.